Paraphaeosphaeria sporulosa is the source of this 3271-nucleotide messenger RNA. RefSeq lists its product as uncharacterized. The record is from RefSeq and is a predicted model, not a curated record. The transcript has 2 exons. Lineage: Eukaryota; Fungi; Ascomycota; Dothideomycetes; Pleosporales; Didymosphaeriaceae. Bases 93 to 3161 code for a protein of 1022 amino acids.
GAUCGCAUCCGCGCCUUCCCACCUUUCAGCACACUUCUAGCAUCUCAGCAACAUCGACUCGCAUGGCCAUUGUCGAUUAAACGCAUCUCGCCAUGCGCUCCUUUCGAAUUCUUCUAAUUAUAAUCGCGCUUCUCGUCUGCCUUCACACGGUCAUAGCAGCUCCCCGCUUCCCAUUGGCGCGUCGACAGGAUGGCAGUGAACCUACCUCUGUCAUCACCACGACAUCUGAUCCCGAACGAUCAUCCUCUACAUCUCGUCCUCGUGAGUCGUCUGUCUCGCAAUCAGCAUUCAACCAUCAGUCAACAACUGGGGAACCUGCCUCCCGCUCUUCGAUAAUCGCGACUUCCACCUCAGUCUCAGCAUCGCCAAGCGCGACCGCGAUCUCCACGGGCUCGCUUACCAAUGGAACCGAUUCAGGCAAUGUCUCAGAAGACCCUCUUCCACUUCAUCCAAAAAUCACCCCAGCUCUCGGAUUGAUUGGCGCAAUACUCUUAAUUUCAGGCGCCCUGUAUGCCGUCGUCGGCAUCAAGAACAAAUGGAUCUAUGUCUUCGGCUCCGCAGCAUACCUGGCCUCGCUCGCCGUGACUGUGCUGAUCAUUUACCUUAUGAGUCCCCCAGUCUCAAACGCUGUUCAAGGGGCAUUCUUCGUCGCAGCGUUCGUCACAGGAAUGCUUUUUGGAGGGCUAGCGUUGAUCUUCACCGACCUCACCGAAGGAUUGGGAUGCCUUCUCGGAGGUUUCUGUGUCAGCAUGUGGUUCCUGUCAUUAAAAGAGGGGGGAGUGAUUACUUCGACUACCGGCCGGGCCAUCUUCAUCGGCUGUAUGAGCGUAGCAGGCUACUCCCUGUCAUUCUCACAUUACACACGGACAUACGGGCUAAUCGGCGCGAUAUCAUUCUCUGGCGCUACGAUCGCGAUGUUGGGUGUCGACUGCUUCAGCCGUGCAGGCUGGAAGGAGUUCUGGCUAUUUCUCUGGAACCUCAAUCCUGACGUCUUCCCUCUCAACACUACUACGUACCCACUGACGAAAGGGCUCAAGGCCGAACUAGCAGGCGUCGUUAUCCUUACAGUUUUCGGUGUUAUAUCACAGCUUCGCCUGUGGAGACUCGUCCAAGAGCGCCGAGCCAAGAGAGAAGAGCAAGAACAAGAACAGGCACAGAGCCAAAGACUACACGAGGCAGAACUUGGCCGGGAGAUCGAAGACAAAUUCCAGAAGGAACGCCGUGAAUGGGAGGCUACGUAUGGGGAGACAGGUGCGCCAGGCUCCAGUGGCGAGUCUGGUUCUGCCUCAAGUCUGAACGAGAAGGACUACCCCGCAACCGCUUAUGAUUCAAAGGUGGACCUGGCAGAGUCCGAGAAGAAGCAGGCCGUUGUGGCUGUUGCAUCAUUGCACGAAGAUGAUGAGAUCCGACCAGUCGAUGCAACGGGAGCACCUGUCGCUCGGUCCACUGAUAUCAGUCGUUCCAACAGCGCGCGGCCGUCUUCGGAGGCAGUUACUUCUUCGCGCGUGUCUCGAACUGUCUCCGUCACAGGUUCACUCAAGCCAUCAUCUUCUCCCCCUCCACCUCCCGUCGUUAUACCCCUCCCAUUCAAGAUUCCGCAGGAAGACGAUGCAAUGUCACAUACUUCGGACAAUGCCUCCGUAUCUGCCUUGCCGGAUACUGAAGUGGAAACGCCGUUAGCAGAUGAACCAUCAAUAUCUCGUCGCGCAUCCGGGAAACCGACAAUGAAGCGCAUGUCGACAGCUAGAUCAUCAGUCGAUGGUUUUCAAGCGGAGGAUGUAGUGAUGCUUUCGCAGAUUGAGGAUGACCGCAGAUCUUCUGUUGCGGCUACAUUGGACGAAGAGGAUAGGAUAUCCUUACCACAGUUAUCCCGGCCUUCGUCAUUUGUGAAUGAUGAUAGCAAGACGGAGGAUCCAACAAUCUACAUGUCGAGCUUGAAGUUGAACGAUCAAGGCGAAGUAGGAGAUAGCAACCGUCUUGCUCUUGGGGAAGAUCCAGCAAUAUCCUCUAGCACUCCGACAAUCGACGUACAAUCCGCGGAGUCACUGGACGAGGGAUCAAACACUUAUGGAUCGGCGUCUUCGCUUUCUCAGAGUGGCCCCUGCCAGUCCCUUACCGUCAGCACUGACCCGAAACACGACGUUGCAGGAUCGGAAAUCCACUCUCCUCGAAGUCCUCGUCUACGACACGACACUCUGGUCAAAGAGGACAGCGAAAAGUCUGCUUCAGCGCAAUCUGGUGUCGAAGACCUUCCGAAUGUACUGCGACCUCGUCUCUCUAAGGUCGCACAAUCCUACCGGACUAACGAAUGGGCGAAGCAUCUCGAAGUCGCCGACAAACCAGAAGUUGACGAUAUUUCCGAGCCAAGCUCGCCUGGCGCCCAGCUUGACCAUGAGCAACCCGCUCCAGUGAGCGAAGGCAUCGCACAGCCGUUUGCAGUAGCUAAACGAGCCUCGAAGCGAAUAUCUAGCGAUAGCAACGUACACAGGAAGAACGCUUUCAUGCAGAUCAACUCAAACUCGGCAAGGCAGUCUCAAAGUGAAGUUCCGGCAGCAAUAUCGCAACAGCCCUUGGGGGAACUUGGAAGGCGGGUCUCGUCUGUUCCCAUCCAAGCCCCCAGCAAGACGCAGACUCUGAUGGGUCACCGCGAGUCGCUGAUGCGUAACCGUGUAUCCACGCAGAACUUUAACCAGCAUAUCAGCUCAUCCAGUGACUUGACAGCGACAGCCGACGAGGACAUGACGCUGGCACAACGAAAGCGCGUGCUGAAGCACCAGAAGCCCCCUUCGGCGGCGCAGAAGUGGAAGAAGAGCAGCUGGGCAGUUGGUCCUCCCGUGGAGAAUUUCGAUUCUCAUCAGCCGAAGAGGACGGUCGGGUCGGGCUCGGACCAGAGACGGGAGGAGCUACUUGCGGGAUGGAGAGGGUCGAUUCAAGCGACCGGUACCGGUGUGCCUUUGCAGAAUGCAGCGAGUCGAGAAGAGCAGCAGCGGGCGGCCAUGAUGAACGCGAAGAGACAAAAGGAGAUGGAGCAGCAGCAGCAGGCUGCGAUGGCGCAUCAUCGAGAGUCGAUGAGACACAACAUGAUGAGGAGCAACGAGAUGCUUGACGUACACCGCGAAGCGAUGCGACGCAUGCAGGCGGCCGCCAACAAAACGGCGUAGACAUGGCACUCUUAUACGCGGAGGUGCACCAGCACGCAGGCAAUCUCGCACCCUUGGUCUUAUGCCAGCGGACCUACUGUACAAAGUUCUAGCGGCGGUCGGGGCUCACG